This is a messenger RNA of Meloidogyne enterolobii, 1404 nucleotides long. The record is from the annotation of a GenBank genome assembly. NCBI's taxonomy places the organism in Eukaryota, Metazoa, Nematoda, Chromadorea, Rhabditida, Meloidogynidae.
UUUGUAUAUGAAAAGUGUCCAUCUUCUGUCCAAUUUAUUCCAUUUUAUAUAUUCCCUUUUAGUUUGUGGAAUUUGUGGGUGGGGGGAGGGGAGAGGAGGAUUGUUAAGAGGCUCAAGAAUGGAUGUGGAGAGUGUAUGGCUAGCGCAAAAAUGGGUGGAGUUUAAAAGACUAAUACUACGUCGGCUAAAAAUAUGGGGACGGGUGGAAAUAACGCGUCAGACUUUUUAUUAAGAAAUAUUAAAGUUGGUGGAAACUGGAAUAUUUUUUUGAUUUUGAAAUUUUUUUUAAUCUUUAAAGAAUGUUUAACAAUUAAAGUUGAGAGAAUGAGCACACCAAAAAAAUUCUUUGCUCAAAAUUGCACUAUUUAUUUAAUGUGUGUUUAGUAAAGGAGAAGAUAGGGGUGAUAGUCAUCGUUUUUUGUCUGACAAUUAAACUUUUGUAUAUUUUUUGGAGGAGGAGGAGGGGGAUGUUUUAAGUGUGAAAAAAUAAAAUAAAAAUAAAUUCACAUGUUAUUCACAUUGUUUUUUCUAUAUUUUUGCUCCGCGCCGCAACAUUCUCCCUUUUUUCUAAAAAAAUUUCUUUAAUUUCUUCCUCGUAUCACUUCCAUUAACAAUUUUCAAAAACACAAAAAAAUUAACAGUCCAGUCUUUCACAAUUGCUUUCAUCAUCACAAUCAUCAUCUUACUUUUAAAAAAUAUUUGUAAGUAGAUACUCACUCACUCACAAACACGCACUUUGCUCUCCCUCUCUUUUCUUAUUACUAUUUCCGCUCUCGUUAUCAAAAAAUUUCGUUCUAAUUAUUGUGGGUUGAUUUAGCGCUGACUUGGAAUUGCUAAAAAAAAUUCUAGAAACUAAAAAUUUUGCAUAAAGAUAUUCUCUGUAGCAUUGCCUAUCUGGCUUUACUUUAGUAUAGGCCCACCGAGAUCGAAACUCGGAAUAUAUACAUAUCAUUCGAUUGACAGUCCUAAUUAAUUUGCUUUAUUUUAAAAUGCUCGAUGAACUUUGUGUGUUAAUUUGGUGUCUGUACAUACAUAAUAUCAAUUAGAAACACACCACCACCAACCACCCACGUUUAUACAAACAUAAAUAAUUGGUUGUUUGACGGACACGUUCUUUUGUUGUUUUAAUGUUUUUGAUUACGUUAAAGUAAAAAAUGAAUGAAUGUUUGUAGGUAUAUUGUAUAAAAACAUGAAAGGAUUUUUUGGAAGUUGAAUUAGAGAAGUUUUGAAUUCUUUUAAAAUGUUUUUUGUUAAAUUCUAGGUGUUUAAACUUAAAGUUUAGUAGAAAAUCUUUAUUUGGUUGUUUUGCGAUUGUAAAUGUUUGAGAGCAUUUUGUUAGAUUAUUUGGCCUAUAGAUUCUUAGCUUGUUCAUGCUUAGUUUUGCUGGUUUUGGAUUUAAUUGCG